CACAUCGAGAACUGGCGCGGCCUGCACACGCUCAACGCCGUGGACAUGGAGCUGUACACCGGCCUCCAGAAGCUGACCAUCAAGAACUCAGGACUUCGGAACAUCCAGCCCAGAGCCUUUGCCAAGAACCCCCACCUGCGCUAUAUAAACCUGUCGAGUAACCGGCUCACCACUCUCUCGUGGCAGCUCUUCCAGACGCUGAGUCUUCGGGAAUUGAGGUUGGAACAGAACUUCUUCAACUGCAGCUGUGACAUCCGCUGGAUGCAGCUGUGGCAGGAGCAGGGGGAGGCCAGGCUGAAUAGCCAGAACCUCUACUGCAUCAACGCCGACGGCUCCCAGCUCCCCCUCUUCCGCAUGAACAUCAGUCAGUGUGACCUUCCCGAGAUCAGCGUGAGCCACGUCAACCUGACUGUACGAGAGGGUGACAACGCUGUCAUCACUUGCAAUGGCUCUGGAUCUCCCCUGCCUGAUGUAGACUGGAUAGUCACUGGGCUGCAGUCCAUCAACACCCACCAGACAAAUCUGAACUGGACCAACGUACAUGCCAUCAACUUGACGCUAGUGAAUGUGACAAGUGAGGACAAUGGCUUCACCCUGACAUGCAUUGCAGAGAAUGUGGUGGGCAUGAGCAACGCCAGUGUUGCCCUCACCGUCUACUACCCCCCACGCGUGGUGAGCCUGGAGGAGCCUGAGCUGCGGCUGGAGCACUGCAUCGAGUUCGUGGUGCGCGGCAACCCACCGCCCACACUGCACUGGCUGCACAACGGGCAGCCCCUGCGAGAGUCCAAGAUCAUCCAUGUGGAAUACUACCAGGAGGGCGAGGUCUCUGAGGGCUGCCUGCUCUUCAACAAGCCCACCCACUACAACAACGGCAACUACACCCUCAUUGCCAAAAACCCACUGGGCACAGCCAACCAGACCAUCAACGGCCACUUCCUCAAGGAGCCCUUUCCAGAGAGCACAGAUAACUUUGAAUUAGUUGACGAAGUGAGCCCCACACCUCCCAUCACUGUGACCCAUAAACCAGAGGAAGACACUUUUGGGGUAUCCAUAGCCGUGGGACUUGCAGCGUUUGCCUGUGUACUGUUGGUGGUUCUCUUUAUCAUGAUCAAUAAGUAUGGUCGACGGUCCAAAUUUGGAAUGAAGGGCCCUGUGGCUGUCAUCAGUGGCGAGGAGGACUCAGCCAGCCCGCUGCACCACAUCAACCACGGCAUCACCACGCCCUCGUCCCUGGACGCCGGGCCCGACACGGUGGUCAUUGGUAUGACGCGCAUCCCAGUCAUUGAGAACCCCCAGUACUUCCGUCAGGGACACAACUGCCACAAGCCAGACACGUGGGUCUUUUCAAACAUAGACAAUCAUGGGAUAUUAAACUUGAAGGACAAUAGAGAUCAUCUAGUCCCAUCAACUCACUAUAUAUAUGAGGAGCCCGAGGUCCAGAGUGGGGAUGUGUCUUAUCCAAGGUCACAUGGUUUCAGAGAAAUUAUGUUGAAUCCAAUAAGCCUUCCCGGACAUUCCAAGCCUCUUAACCAUGGCAUCUAUGUUGAGGAUGUCAAUGUUUAUUUCAGCAAAGGACGUCAUGGCUUUUAAAAAAAAACAAAAAACAAAAACUCCUUUUAAGCCUCCUUGUUCUGAUGUCACCUUGGUAGGCUGGGCCCUCUGAGAGGUUGGAAGCUCUAGGCGUUGUUGUUUUUGGAUUGGGGAUGCUGAGUAGAAACUGCAUGAGCCGCCGGUGCCCCCGCACCCUUUUCUACCACCAAGAUGGGUGUUUGUCCCCAUCCACCACUGGCAGGGCUGCCCCUUCCCUCCAAUCAUCACUGUGCUCCUUUUUUUCUGGCCUCUGAGGCAGCUCCUGCCACCACCUUUAGAGCCAAUAAAAAAGUAUUAAAAACCCGUGCACCAGGAGCCAUCUUUUAAACACGCUAGCCAUUUUCUUGCUUUACAAAAACAACCCAACCACCAGGAGAGAGCUUGAUGAAGUCCAGCUUGCUCCAGCCUCACUUUUCCUGCUCGGAAGUGUGGGGUCCCCUGGCUCUCCCUAGGAUACUGUGCUGUCCUCUUAGUGACCUCAUCGCCCUGCAGCGUCCAGUGGGGAAGAGUCACGAGAGCACCUAAGCAGAGGCAGAGACGGCAUGGCGCUGUAGGAGGAGGGGAGCCAGGUCCAAGUGUUGGCACCAGAUUAGGUCUCAGACGAAAGAAUGGAAGCUAAUCACUUGUCUUUUUCUUUUUCUUUUUUUUUUUUUUUUUGGUGAAGAAAACCUUACUUUUUGGGGGGCACAUUUGCCCCUACUUCCUCUUCUCUCGGGAUCGGCUCAAGUUGAGUGCAAUGUUAGAAAACUCCUUGGAAAGGAGAGUUACUCCAGGCUCCUCCUUGGCCCCUAGAUCUGCCAUUUUGAUGAGCUUUGGCUGCAGAAGGUCUUGCCUGUGAAUUGGCCAUUCUCCUAGGACCACCAGGGACCAAGGGAAGCAGGGACCAAGGCCCUUUCUGCUAGUCCAUGAUCCUGGAAUGGGCUCUCUUCCCCUAUUUCCAUUUAUUCUUGACUCAGAACUUUUGGAACCCAAUGGAAUCACCAUUUCAAGGUCAAGAUGAACUGAAGGGGAAGAGAAGUAAAACUUGGCCUCCUCCAGCCCCUCUCAUGGCACCAAUGGAAGUGUCACCUGAUCUCUGGUCAAUAUAUGUGUUUACUUUGCUUGCUUUGACUCAUGCCUUACUCCAUGGCCACCCUCUCCUAAAGAGGGGGUUGUUUCCCCCAUUUUCAACUUGAUCCACUGGGGAGAGGGAUGACUUUCCCUUGCUUUGAUAGGAAAGGCAUAUUUGUAGGGCCUGAAUCUCUCCCAGACUUGCUGAUACUCAACUGUGUGUCUGGUUGGCCCCAUUCUUCCAACUCAUGGGGCCUCCAGUGUGCCAAGUCAGCAUAGGCUGCCUACUGGGUGGUGGAGAGCAUGGAGCAGGGAGCCUCCCAUGAAGAGCUCUUGGGACAAAAUGGUGGUGGUUUAAUCCAGUAAGGUUCAAGGCAAUGCAUAGCAAUAGAGUACAGUCUAUGCCUUUGGCCAGUUUACUUGGGAGUUAAGAUUCCCACUUAAGGGUUUUACUCCUUGGGUCCUAUGGAUGGUGUUUCUUCAUGUCAGGUACCCAGCCUGAUUCUGCAGAUGCCUCCAUGGGGUUUAAAGACAUGGAGCUUUCCAAGGUCUUACCCAGUAUCUGGGAUAGCCUCCCAGGCACCUGUGUUUCCAGAGCAUCUCCUGGGAACUCAGGUUCCUUCCAGGGCCUCAAGGUGCGUGUUCACCCAGCCCCUCCCAGCUCUCCUCAUCCUGCUCCCAUUGCUCCAUGUCAAUCAGUUCCCCAUCACGUCCUAUUGACCCCUGGGAUCCAGGGCCUCCUCCUGAGUGUGGCUUUAAGGAGUAAGCUUGAGGAUGAUGUUUUUAAUUAUUGUAAAUCAUUACCUCAUUUCCAGCCUCACAGGCUCCAUCCAUUCCAGCAUCUUUUAUUCUGCCAUUUUCUUCACCUUGUGCUAUGACAAUGGGGCGUUGUGUUUCC
Molecule: messenger RNA, 3538 nt
Organism: Tupaia belangeri chinensis (Chinese tree shrew)
Lineage: Eukaryota; Metazoa; Chordata; Mammalia; Scandentia; Tupaiidae
Gene: NTRK3
Product: neurotrophic receptor tyrosine kinase 3
Exons: 13
Coding region: 46-1590 (514 amino acids)
Biological process (GO): positive regulation of phosphatidylinositol 3-kinase/protein kinase B signal transduction; positive regulation of kinase activity; cell surface receptor protein tyrosine kinase signaling pathway
Cellular component (GO): plasma membrane; signaling receptor complex; axon
Molecular function (GO): neurotrophin binding; transmembrane receptor protein tyrosine kinase activity; ATP binding
Source: RefSeq, a predicted model, not a curated record